Molecule: messenger RNA, 1011 nt
Organism: Melanaphis sacchari
Lineage: Eukaryota; Metazoa; Arthropoda; Insecta; Hemiptera; Aphididae
Exons: 1
Coding region: 1-1011 (336 amino acids)
Source: RefSeq, a predicted model, not a curated record
AUGUUCAGUCUUACGAAGCUGGCGUACCACAAAUGCAGCCCCAAAGACCGGCAGCGGUAUGACACAAUACCGGGCUACGUGACUCGUGUCGAUUUGCAGGACUGCUGUAAAUAUUUGCUUUCGUCCAACUAUAGGCCAAAGAAAAUGGAGAAAACGAACUUGUGCUCGUUGGCCGCCCGGAACGGACACGCCGAUUGCUUGCGGCGGGCGCACGUCAUGGGCAUACAGUGGAACGAGCGCACCUCCAUAGCGGCCUGUCGGGGCGGCAACGUAGAGUGUUUGCAGUACGCGCACGAGAACGACUGUCCCAUGCCCGGCAUCAAGCUAGCGCUGGCCUCGGCCGCCGCCGGCCAACUGUUCACGCUCGAUUACUUGUGGAAAAAUAAAUUUGAUUUCCCGAGAGACUUAUGCUCGGUGGCUGUCCGUUCCGGGAACGUCCGCGUGUUAAAGUACUUACGGCAGUUGAACUUCGGGUGGUACACCCAUACGACCGCGACGGCCGCUUACCACAACCAAAUAGAGUGCCUGGUCUACGCGCGAGAACACGGCAGUCCGUGGGACGAGUCGACGUGCGCUCUCGCCGCCCGGGUGGGGAGCUACGCGUGCCUCGUUUAUGCCCGCCGAAACGGAUGUCCGUGGGACGCCUACACCUGCACCUACGCCGCGUUUGGUGGCCAUCUCAGAAUUUUGAAAUACGCACACCGGAAUGGGUGCCCGUGGGGCACGAGGUCGUUCACCGCCGCCGCGGCGGGCGGUCAACUCAAAUGUCUGAAGUACAUGCUUCGGAAUGGAUGCCCGCAAGACGAGUGGGCGUGCGCCGCCGCCGCUAUGAACGGCCACCUAACAUGUCUAAAAUACUUGCAUCAGAACGGGUGCAAGUGGGACUUUCAUACAACCUAUCAGGCGGGUAUAAACAAGCAUAUGAAGUGCUACAAAUACGCCAUGAAUAACGGUUGCGAUUGGUCGUACUGGCUGAAUCGGGGACCAAUAAAUUUUAGUCGCCAACAAUAA